GCACUGAGCUCGAUGUCUUCUGAAUGUACGUGUUUGCUCCUCGUCAUGUUGUGCACCAUCCUGGCUGCAGGUGCACAUGGAGGAACUGUGUGCACUGUAAGGUCAAGCACAGGCAAAGAAGUCCUUUUAGGUUCCAAUUUCACAAUCUCCUGCGUCUUCAAAAAGGAAUGCACCAAACAAAUGUUUCGGAAUGAACAAAUGUAUAAACAAUUCCCCAAUUCAAAUGAGGUGUCUGUGUAUGUCGAGAAUUUAACAAAGUUGAGCAUCUUCACCUGCAAGUGUAUGGAGGACCCAGAGCCAUGUGGAAUUGACAUCACUCCAGGAUACCCUCCAGAUAUUCCACAAAAUCUGACCUGCAUUCGAAAAACGAAAUUUGGCAAUGUCAGUUGCACUUGGACAACAGGAAGGGAUACCAAAAUCACAACCACAUGUCAGUUACGGGUUCAAGGUGACCCGCACCCCGGCUAUACGAGUGUUAUGAACUCUACGGGAUUUUGUUGGUCCACAUUCCCCAUCAAAAGCUCAGAAAUGUCACAGCUUAUCGUCUCACUCAAUGUCUCUAAUAGCCUGGGUUCAGAAACAUCGGGUCCCCACACCUUCACCCUCAGCAAUAUAGUAAAACCCUCAGUGCCUAAAAUCAUUCAUGUGAACUGCUCCUCCCAAUGGUGCCACCUACACACAGACCAUCACAGCAUGGACUUGGUUGAAGUCCAAUACAGAGCGGAAAAUGGGAACUGGAAAAAUCUCCAGACUAAUGCCAGGAGGAAUUUAAACAUAUCCAAACUGCAGCCAGAUAUCAUGUACAAGUUCCAUAUCAGGAGGAAAAUAAACCAUACAGUAGGUUUGUGGAGUGACUGGAGUAAAGAAAAGGAAGCAAAAACAAAAGAGGAAGCUCCUGACAAGGAGCUUGACGUCUGGUACCUCCAAGAACCGAACCCCCCACAAUCUGAAAACAAGUGUUUCCGCAUAUUUUGGAAGGAACUGAAUAUAUCAGAUGCCAAGGGGAAGAUUCAAAAGUAUAAUAUAAGUGUUCUGGAGCAGAACAGGAAGAAGAGCUCAAAUGCAUUUCCACCCAGCAGAAAUAAGAGCAUUUGCUGUUUUAACUGUUCUGUGUCAGUGUCUGCAGUUAACUCAAAGGGUCAAUCUCCUGGCAAAUUUAUUGAGCUGCGUUCUUCAGUCCAUUCGGGUUUCCUGCGACAGCCACACAAACUAUUGAAUAAUCAUAGCGUUGCCCUCUCCUGGCAGCGUGCUGCCAUUGCAGGCCAUAGAACUGAGUAUGUAGUGCAUUGGUAUCCAGUUGGAGACAUUGAGGGGAUUCAGUGGAUACGAGUGCUGGAUACCACAGCUAACAUUACAGGUCUACAGCCUCAAGAAUGCUAUCAGGGUGCAGUUACCGCUCUGAGCUCAUCUGGUCCCAAAAUGGCAUCCAUUAGAGGCAUCUUCACAUGGCAGUCAGCUCCAGAACAGGGUCCAGUUCCUCAACUAGACUGGAAGAAGAGUAAGAGCAUGCAGGUGAAAUGGUCUGAAAUCCCUCAUGAGAAGAGACGAGGCUGUUUAAGAAAAUACACCAUCUACUUGAUGGACAAGUUGAAGGAAGAUAUUAAGAAUUACAAUGUGGACUAUCCAAAGAGACAGAAUAUUAUUAGUGAUCUGUCACCAGGACAGUGUUACAAUAUGUGGGUCACUGCCUGGACAGAUGCUGGGGAGGGACCCAAAGGAAGUGAUCUCCCUUUCUGCACACUAUCAGACGCUGAGGAACUACUGUCCCGUGUGAUCUUGGCUGGUGGAGCAGUACUUUUGGCCUGUCUAAUGCUCCUGUGCAUCUGUCAGUUCUCCUCUGUGCAGAGAAGAUUCUUAAACUGUUGCCAGUGUCUGCUGCUUACAGCUAUUCCAGAUCCAGCAAACAGCAAGUGUGCAAAGACGUACACUGAUGACCAGGGUGAAACUAAAUUAUAUCUUCACCCAUUUGACUCCAGCAUUAGCGAGGAGCCCGAAAAUGUAGAGGUGGAGGAAGUUCCCAACCACAGCUUCACCUGUACCUACAUCAAAAGCUUCUCUCAGGAGUCCAGCUCCUCUGACGCCACCCAGAUAACCAGGACCACAGAUUACACAGAGGAAUACAUCUCCACUCACGGCGCAAUAAGUGGAGGAGAGGAGGAGGACGAGGAAGAAGAGGCACGUUUGGACGAAUUUGAAUUCUUCCCAAGCACUCACAGCCCUUUCCUGGAACCGCUGGUUUUAACUGGAGGAAAGUUGACACUGGAUGUAGUGAAAAUAGACUGCAGUGAAUUUCUGGACUGCACGUGAUCAUCCACAGGCAUUCAAAUGUGACCUGACCGUAACUGUAAUAUGGAUGCUGAAAAAUAACCAUGGACAUCCCAAAGAUAAUUUGUCAGUCAAAAGACAAACUUUUAUCUUUAAACAUCUUACUCCGAGUCCCAGCCACAACCGUGAGGAGCUCAAGCUGUAAUGGAAGUAGCAAGAUAUUUCCUUCCAUAUUGUAACAUACUGUACAUCCGAGUGAAACAGAUGAAAGAAAAAAGGGGGGAAAGGAUGGACGGGGACUUGGUUCUCUCUUUUGUUAAUUGGAUGGAGGCAGAGAUGCGAGAUUAGUCGACUGCAAGAAAGAGGAGGGGUUAAACAGACCACAUGAUUGGAUUAGUCUGGCAUACGUUACAUGAGAGAAAUUUGACGAUUCACCAUCUGAUCGAGUGAUAUUUUAAUUAAAAAUGUAGGUAGAAAAAUGGACGAAUCGUUCACAAUAAGAUCAAUAACACGCAUUAAGAAAGCUUGUAUGGUUGUGUUUGAGGGAUAUGGCAAUAGGCUUCAUGGAACGGAAGGUUGAAACAAAAGCAAGGUUGACUUCAUAUUCUUCUCAGCACACAUAGUUUG
This is a messenger RNA of Rhinichthys klamathensis goyatoka, 2892 nucleotides long. RefSeq names its product interleukin 12 receptor, beta 2a (gene il12rb2). Gene Ontology annotation, molecular function: cytokine binding; cytokine receptor activity. The record is from RefSeq and is a predicted model, not a curated record. The coding region runs from base 13 to 2307 and encodes 764 amino acids. NCBI's taxonomy places the organism in Eukaryota, Metazoa, Chordata, Actinopteri, Cypriniformes, Leuciscidae. Gene Ontology annotation, biological process: cytokine-mediated signaling pathway. Gene Ontology annotation, cellular component: signaling receptor complex; external side of plasma membrane. The transcript has 15 exons.